Molecule: messenger RNA, 231 nt
Organism: Gongylonema pulchrum
Lineage: Eukaryota; Metazoa; Nematoda; Chromadorea; Rhabditida; Gongylonematidae
Source: the annotation of a GenBank genome assembly
AUGUAUUACCGAACAUAUAAAAACGUGAAUCGAACGACAAGACACACUACUGCGAAAUGCUGUGCUGGAUGGAUGCAUGUGCCUGGCCAGGAGGGAUGUCAGCGGGCAAACUGCACACCAGAUUUGUGCCACAACGGUGGCUACUGCCAGCCGGACAAGCUCGUUACGAAAAAUGAAAUUUGCCAUUGCCCACUUGGUUUUCAAGGAGCUCGAUGUCAGUAUGGUGGGUAA